AUGUCCACGCCUACGACCCCAGCAUCCUCCAAGGGUAAGCAGCUUGCUCGAGGGCAGAACCCUGCUCCAGCCCGUGACCCUGUUGAGCAACAGCCAGGAAAACCGGCUCAACACAUGGACGUCGACGACGACGAUGACGACGAUGAUGCGAACAAGGAAACUAGACGAGAGAUUCAGAUGCUCAAAGAACAAAUCCAAUACCUAAGCACCGAACUCAUCAACAUGGGCGGUACCCAGACCCGACAAGCCGCUGCCUACGAAAAACGCCUCGAGGAAAUGCAAAACCUUUCGACCACUGCAAGCACUAGAAAAGAAAUGGGAGAAAUUGUCAAGCCAUCUCCCCCCGGACUGUUUAAAGGAAGGCCCGAGACGCUUCAACCCUUCCUCACUCAGCUCCGCGCUUACUUCAUGUUCUUCCCAAGACAGUUCAGAACAGACAACAGCAAGGUUAUGUUCGCUGCCGGAAGACUGAGAGGCACCGCACUCAAGUGGUUCGAGCCCACUAUGCGCAAGUAUGUCAACAACCCUGCGUCUCCACCGGACGACGUGCAAGAGGUCAUGUUUGACUAUGGACAAUUUGAGAAUUCGCUGUUGCAAGUAUUCGGUUCUGCCGACGAAGAAAGAGAAGCCGAAAACCAACUCAAGAGGCUUCGACAGACCGGAUCCAUGUCUGAAUACGCCACCAAGUUCCUACAAGUCACUUCCAAGCUACCGUGGGAAUCUGACCACCUUAUGUCUGCCUUCUACGAUGGCAUGAAGGAAGAGGUCAAAGACGAGAUCUACAAGAUGGAUCGACCCUACGACUUGGCAACGUACAUGUCAAUGGCCGUCAAGAUUGACGACAGACAGUACAGCCGACGACGAGAGAGGAACCAAGGAAACAAGUACUAUCCCAAACCUUUUAGAAGAAGCAACAACCAACGAAGCAACAACGCGAACCAAGGCAAACCAAGACGCCAACAGUCAACCGCAUUUGGCCAGCACGCUGGACUAAUGGAACUGGAUGCGAUGCGCGAUAAAUCUAAGGAAACCUGUCACAGCUGCGGCAAGAAAGGACACUAUGCCCGCGAGUGCAGACAGAAAAAAAAGGAUUGUAAACCCGUGUAA
Messenger RNA from Geosmithia morbida, 1107 nucleotides. Its product is annotated as Zinc knuckle. Lineage: Eukaryota; Fungi; Ascomycota; Sordariomycetes; Hypocreales; Bionectriaceae. The transcript has a single exon. The record is from RefSeq and is a predicted model, not a curated record. Gene Ontology annotation, molecular function: nucleic acid binding; zinc ion binding. Bases 1 to 1107 code for a protein of 368 amino acids.